Messenger RNA from Rhagoletis zephyria (snowberry fruit fly), 4200 nucleotides. RefSeq names its product focadhesin. The record is from RefSeq and is a predicted model, not a curated record. Gene Ontology annotation, biological process: regulation of post-transcriptional gene silencing. Lineage: Eukaryota; Metazoa; Arthropoda; Insecta; Diptera; Tephritidae.
UUUUGGUAAAAGCCGCCAAUUAUUUUGCAAACGUAUUCGCCGAAAAAGGACAUGCGCCUUGCGCAAUUUCAAGUGUAAAACCCAAAUUGAAACCCCACAAAAGUGAGUUUUGGUUUGUGGAUCAAUGUGAAUGGAUGGUCGGUUAUUGAGCGCGCAUAAGCGGAAGGUGUUUUGGCUACAUGUAUGUAGUAGGUUUCAUGUUGCAACCAGGAAGGAUAUUAUUAAAAGCAAUGGAUGAAUUCAAAAACAUAACGCCCGCAUCGUCGGUUGUGAAAAUAUCGGCGUGCCUUGAAAAAAUUUUCAAGAAAAUCGCCGAAAGCCGGGAGAAGAAAAUAGCUGAACAUAACAUCAGGGAAAUUGAGUUUUUAAAAACGCAAUGCAAAUCGGAUAUUGUUCAACUGAGUUUACUGAGCUCCCAGACGUUUGUGCGGCUAGUAGAGGAUGGUGUCUUAGAAACUACGAAUGUGCUAACAAUGUUGAUUUCCAUGCUGCCUAACUCCAGUCCGAUGCAGUACACCACGAUCACCGAAGGAAUUGUCAGCAUACUGCUACUUGGGUUGAAACGGAAGGUUGCGCUUUUGAAAGGCAGCGAAGUAUUUCAAAGUCAGUUUGGUCUGAAAACGCAACAACAUCCCAUUAUAACAUUACUACAAAAUCCAUCGGUGAACAUAAAUGACGUGGCCAACAAAAUUGUCGGUAUUUGCAAUCAUCAUGAUCAGCAAAUAAAGGAGCACAGCGUUGAAUAUUUAAGGCCGGUUUUCUUUUAUAUACUCUGUAAUCCACAGACAUUGCCCGAUUCAAAGACUAUUUGGACUGGCUUACUGUCAUUAAGCAAAACAAACCUCGUCGCUAAACAGCUGGUGCAAGAAAUCUUCUUGUGGAGUAAAUUUAACUCUUCAACAACAUGUCUGUUCACAAGCAUACUACUAAUUGAAGCUAUAGAACACUGCCUUAACUGUAACGAUUUUACCACCGCCAUUGAUUUGUGCAUUUUCCAAGCGUUGAUAGUAAACAAUCUUACCAAAUACGGCAUCGAUCCACGUCCCAGUCUUCACUGUUUAUUACGUGUGUUGCAUAGUACACGCGAGCAUACUGUGAAUCACUACAAUGUGCUGCUCAUACUCUUCGCCGAGUCUCUGCAUCUUCUCUCCCCAAAUUAUUUGCAUGAUUUACUGCGCUUAAUUGCCUUCAUAGUGGUGCAAGAAAGCUGUGGGAAUCAAUACAUUCUGAACAUGUGCCUCGAUGGUAUCAUCCAGUGGAUGUCUCAGACUGCAUUCAUACCCGCAGAAGGUCUGGCACUCGCUCACCAAAUUGUGCGGAAAAUACUUGCCCAAGGCAAGGAAACAAAAAACUUUACGGUACACACGAAUGAUUUACAAGCAGGACAAGUUCGCUACAUGCAUCCGGAUAUUGCUAUUGCCUUCGAUCUAGCCAAGUUGGUGGAAUCUUUUGACGAUUCUGAAUUUAAAGAUGUAUUCGCAUUUGUUGACGUACUCAAUGUUAAAGCGAAUUCCAUGUUUUGUCAGCGAUUACAUUUGUUUUUGCGUGCGCUGUUCUUAUCGCGAGAACCAUCCGUAGAUUGUUGGUUUAAAAUUUAUGAAGUUAUUUUAGAAAUAAUCAAAGUUAACAGCGGUAUUGCUUACGAUUUUCUAAUGACAUAUAUUUUCAAAUUGGCGGCAGAGCAACAACCUGAGAUUCAAAUGGAGUUACUACGGGGUUUGCCCAGUUUUUCUGUAUCAAAGGAUAACAUACCAAUGAUUUUGAAUACAAUACGUAAUCUAACUUCCGAAAAUGCUACAUUUUGUAUGGAUCUGUAUCUGCGUUUAUGGCGUGUCGAGUCGCGCACAUAUCCUUUCUUGAUAAAACUACUAUCCACACCACAGAAAGAUGGCAGCAAGCGUUGGGAGUUCGAGAUAGCCAAAACUCAUACCAUUCGCGAAAUCUGUUAUGACAAACCGACACAUCAUGGUUCCGAUUUGGUUUCGCAUCUAUCUGAUACACUUAACUCCUGCACCGACGAUUCUGGCGACUUAGCUACUUCACUUGCUCUAGACGCUAUUGUUGCCCUUUGUGAUAGCCAUACUGUAAAUAUUGUUUCUACAUGGCGUGUGCUAAGCAACAAAUUUCGCCACGAACGACGUCCGCGUGCCUUAAAGUCACUUUAUCGAUUCUUUUCACAUAUACCGUUGCUGCACACGCCCACACUAGAAUAUGAGCAACUCGUAGAUGAAGCUCUAGAGCAACUCUGGCUUACAAUUAGCCGUACCGAUUCCGAGGCUGAAAUUGUGCGAGAAGCGCUGUCAGCUUUGAAAAGUUUUGAAAUAGGAACGCUGCUGGCAAUGCGUCACAUACCAAUUCAAUAUCGCCAGGAUAUACCAGGAGUUCGCGAGUUUAUUGGUGGUCGUGAGGUGGUUGAUUUGCAACAGGAAAUGGUGCCUGGCGAGAUUUGGGUACGUCUUCUACAAAAUAUACGUCCAGAAUGCGGAUCCGCUGUGGCAGAUUUAAUCGCACAUCAUAUAUAUGCUGAAAUUAAUAGCUACCGCAGUGGCGUCUACCGGUUGCCCGAAGGCAAGCCGGAACCACGAAAGUUGCAAGGACUCUUUCCACAGAGUCCGUUGCGUGCAGUUGUAAGCUACUUGGUAGGCCAGUCACGAUUCGGUGACCACGUAACAGAACCUCAUGUAGUGACAAAUGCACUUAGAGCAAUAUCAAAAAAAUUUCCGAAGCCCAUACCACCGCUGGAUUGGUGUUUCCUGCAUAGUUUUUUCCAUCUCUCAUUUGAGGCAAGAAAAUAUUGCAUAUUGAUCGCUAAGAACCAAUUGCUACAUUCGGGUACUGCAAAGCGCUUGUUGGAAAAUUUUCUGGCUGAUUUCGAACCGAAUUGUUUUGAAGAGGAUCUACUGCUUCUGUUCUCUUUACUACCGGAAAUUGCAAACGGCAUUAGCUUGCAAAUUUUAAAGAAUUUCGCCGAAAAAAUAGCGAUUUACAGCUUCAAAGAAUCACAGUUGAGUGGCUUUACGGAAGGAUGCCUCUUUGAAAAGUUCAUAGACAGUGUGAAGUACAUAUUUCUAGGAAAAUGUGACAUUCCAGAAGUUCUUGAUAUUUUCACGUUGAUUGUUGAGCGUUAUAUGGAUUCCAUGGAUUUGGAUUCGAGACUCUUCGAGCGUUACACAGAGGUUGUCUCCGUUCUGCAUCCCAAUUCCAUUGAUGGUCUCACAUCGCCCGUCAAUUGGUGGGAAACCCCCAUAGGUAAACUGAAAAAGGCCACCAUCAUACGCUGCUACCUGGUGCUGUAUAACACGCAGCUGCCUAACCCACUAAAAUGGCUUACACCAAUUAUCGAUGCGUAUGCCAACCGGCGUGAGGAGCAGCCAUUCUUCUUCCGCCACCUUGUUGCCACUUUAUAUGCCUUUAAUAACGAUGAACAGUCGUGCAACUGGAUCAUGGAAAUGUUUCUUCAAAUACAGGCGCUCUUAGCGGAGUCGUCCAACAAAGAAAAAUUAGAUAAAGUUUUAUAUCUUUUAGAUAUUUUCAUUUUAGCUGUGGUUGUGCUUUCCGGCUGUGCAGUGCUGUUGUGCAAUUUGGAUGCUGUGGCAACACAACGUAAAGAUCGCUUUGCGCUUUUCCCGGAGAGUAUGCAGUUUCUGUGUGAUCACGUAUUUUGGAAGGAUCAGGAGGCGAAGAUAUACGAGUUCUUGUUUAACUUGUAUAAGAACAACGCCAUUCCGGAAACAUAUGCCACCACCUUCAAGGAUGCUAUUAUAUGUUCUCGCAAUAAAUCUUACUUUGACAACAAAGGCAUCUGGACGAAAUAUGUUGGCUUGAGAAAAUGACUCUUUGAAUUUUGUACCUACCUAAAAAUGUAUGUCACUGGUGUAUAGAAAAUGGGUUCAAUUCGUUUGCAUUUUGUUUGAUGCUUGUUACUAUACACCAAGCAAAUUCAAGCUAUAGUUAUUGUUGAAAAAUAUCGCAUUUUUUUUAAUAAUAGCAUGUGCAAAGAUUUUAUUACAAUUUUUGUCAAGUCGGAGGAUGAAAAUGCUUCUGAUUACUUCCUUGAAACUAUUUUAUAUACAUAUUAGGUAAUAGUAUAACUUUAGCAUGCUUGUCUCUAAUUUAAUAUAUUUAACCUAACCUGGUCCUAAUAGACAUUUACAAUGGAGAUAAUUACAAUAAAAAAGUUUUUAAACACUGGCUCACUUA